Macrosteles quadrilineatus (aster leafhopper) is the source of this 1817-nucleotide messenger RNA. Its product is annotated as ER membrane protein complex subunit 2-like. NCBI's taxonomy places the organism in Eukaryota, Metazoa, Arthropoda, Insecta, Hemiptera, Cicadellidae. Gene Ontology annotation, biological process: protein folding in endoplasmic reticulum. Gene Ontology annotation, molecular function: protein binding. The coding region runs from base 193 to 1050 and encodes 285 amino acids. The transcript is spliced from 8 exons. The record is from RefSeq and is a predicted model, not a curated record. Gene Ontology annotation, cellular component: EMC complex.
CUGUCUGCUAAUCCCAAUUGAUUCAAUUGAACAAAGCGGAAACAGUGAUUGAUAUUCAUUUGCAAGAUCCUAUUUAUUUCAGGGAAGAGGGAAUACACUUUAAUCAGAUCAGCUGUCCUACGGCCAAAGAUUCUUUCAUUCGGCUUAAUUCUUUGUCUAAUUGUUCAGCUCGUUCCCGAUUCCGCCAAUAACAUGAACUGGACAGAUGUUAGAGACAAGCUGAGAAUUUGGCGAGAAGAGAAUGUUAGACAAAGCAGCGACGUAAUUGCAAUGUGGGAUUCAGUAUUUCAAGAUAAAAUACACAAACUUGGAGACGAACAGUAUGUAGCUUACGAGCAAGUGUUUGUAGCCGCUUUAGACUGUAACAGGAUUGAUGUAGCGAACGAGUGCCUUCACGCUCUCACAGCAGCUUUCCCAGACAGCCUCAGAAUCUACAAACUGCAGGUCAUGAAACUAGAAGCACAGGAGAGGUAUGAAGAAGCGUUGGAAUUGUUGCAGAAUAUAAUCAAGAAAGACAAAACAAAUGCUGCACCACGAAAACGACGUGUGGCUAUUUUAAAAGCUUGUGGCAAAAUUCCAGAAGCCAUCAAAGAACUUACAGAAUAUUUGAAGAAGUUCAUGGUUGACCAGGAGGCCUGGCAGGAGCUGUGUGAUCUGUACCUCAGUGAGCAAGAGUACGGCAGAGCUGCAUUCUGUAUGGAGGAGCUCAUACUGCACAACCCACACAGUCACUUGCUUCAUCAGAGGCUGGCAGAGAUUAAAUACACACAGGGAGGAUUUGAGAACAUGGAGAUUGCUCGAUCACACUAUUGCAUGGCCAUCAAGCUGAACCCCAACAACAUGAGGGCUUUGUAUGGACUAUUCCUGACCUCCACCAACAUUGCCAUGUCUCCAAAGACAACAUCUGUGAAGAAAAAGGAGGCUAACAAACUGGCGGCCUUUGCUAUGAAACAGAUAACUGAAAGAUACCAAGAAAAGUGUUCUGAAGAUGAUCAGGUUGCUGCUUUGGAGGGAUUAGUCACCUCUCUGCAAAUCACAUCUGCUUCAUAAUCUCCAAUCUCCGGACUGCUGCUUUAUAAGCUCCGGUCUGCAGCAACCCCAGGAUGAAACCGGUUUCAUCAUUCUUCAGUCUUGGAAUGUAACUGAUACAAUUUUUCAAUCCAUAUUCUGUAUUUUGCGAUCAAUAUUUGUUUGUGUUGGAAAUGUUUUGUUGAGUGUCAUUGUUUUUGCCAUACACUUUUUGAAGUUUAAUUUUUUUAUGUAUGUAGCCUAAUCAAAAAUAGUUACAGAAAGCAUUUUGUAAACGGCAUUUAUCUUAUGAAAAUUAAGCUAAGAGAUGACCAUUUUGCAUCUAUUAGGUUUAAUAGUUUUUUGUUCAAUAGUACAUUCCUAUUGCCAAUUAUUGUGGUUUUGUAAUUUUACUGUACUGUUUAUUUCAGUAUGCAUGUCUUUUUUGGUAAAAUUUAAUUGUUUGAGCUUAUCACUUUGUUACCUCUAAAAAUAAAAGUUAUGAAUUACGUACAUCACUUGAUUAAUAGCCAGAAAAACCUCAAAGUAAUUUGUGUAAUAAAUUUAAAAUUUAUAAACACUAUUGUUUAAUCAAAGCAUUAUGGAAAUGAAAAAUGUCUUUAUUUGAGAGGGGAAGUUAGGGCUAGCAAGUCCUCUCUGCCUCUUCACUUAUUAUGGUGUUGUUUUAUUUAUUGUAUGUUAUGAACAUAAACUGUGCACUUGUGACUAUGCAGUAUUAGUUAGUUUUUGAAAUUAUAUUUAUCAGGAUGGUUAGAAUAAAUACUAUAUCUGUUUGUUAUCACGUUUAA